This is a messenger RNA of Fraxinus pennsylvanica, 2619 nucleotides long. The record is from the annotation of a GenBank genome assembly. Lineage: Eukaryota; Viridiplantae; Streptophyta; Magnoliopsida; Lamiales; Oleaceae.
AUGGAAGCCCCACCUACGCCGGCGGAGCGACCGCAACACUUCAGAAUCAGUCAACAUCACAACCCCCGCCCUUACGGUGGAGGCGAGGGCGGCGGUUCGGUUGAAUUGGCGAAAGAUGACAAUAACGUCAAAGAAGACAGGUGCGGGGCGGAGCUUCGGGCUCAACUGGAUUUUAACCUAACUUCACUGUGUGACCACAUCCAGUUGGAGGGAUUCAAUAAUGGCUCAUUCUCCGAUGUCGUCGUACACUCCAUGGGAUCAGUCUACCACCUCCAUCGCCUCAUCCUCUCCCGAAGCUCUUACUUCCGAAACAUGCUUCAGGGCCCUUGGAAAGAAGCCAAUGCUCCUGUUCUGACCUUGCACGUGGAUGAUAACAAUGUAGAUGGGGAUUCAAUGGCUACAGCUUUGGCAUAUCUCUAUGGACACCACCCUAAGCUUGACGAGAAUAAUGCAUUUCGAGUUCUAGCUGUUGCAUCUUUUCUUGAUCUUCAGGAUUUAUGCGCAAUUUGCACGGAUUUCAUCAUAUCUGAAUUAUGGACUUCAAACUUCUUAGCAUAUCAGGUUUUUGCUGAGAACCAAGAUUAUGGUAUACAUGGAGAGCGAGUUAGAAAUGCUUGCUGGGGAUACCUCUGUCAAAGUGGUGCCAGGGAAUUAAAAGAGGUGCUUCCAAAACUUUCUCCUCAAACAUUACAUGCUUUGCUCACCUCAGAUGAAUUAUGGGUGCCUAGUGAAGAGAAACGGUUUGAGCUGGCAUUAUGCAUUCUUCUUGCAAAAGGUACCCUUUGCAAGGCAGAACACCAUGAGCAAGGAAGUUCAAAUUCUGAUGCGGCAACAAGUAUUCAUUCCGAUUCUUAUAUAAAGAAGGGAAAAGUUGAUGGGAGCGCUAAAGACAUGCUGGAAUCUGAAGGGUUAAGAAAAUUGAAAGAUGAAGCUGAAAGCCAGUAUACUGCUCAUAAUAUCUUGGUUGAGCUUGUGGACUGUGUUGUGGAUUCCCAUUCUGAUGUUGCCAACUGUAAGCAACAGGUGCAAAAGUCAGCAUGCAGUCAAUCAAACUUGGAGUCAAGAUACCAAAUCAGCACUGAACGACCUUCAGCAAGUAACAGAGCAUACGCGGAUGAAGUUAGCACCUCAUGUUCUUAUCUAAAUAUGCCAAUUGGCGGUGGAAUGAGUGGAUCGAUGGGCAAUGGUGUAACCAUGGAAGGGCCAUCUGAUGAAGAUUCAAGCUACCAAUUGAACAACUGUUGGCCUCCAGGAGAUCAAAUUCGCUGCAUGUCUAUGAACUCUUCCUGUAAUAUGCUGAUACCCAAUGAAUGGGGAAGAUGCAACAUGCAGCCUCUGUCAUGGGGUGGUAGGAUUGUGGGUCGAAGAGAGGUGAAAACUUGUCUAAAACGGCAAUGUGGGGUGAGCAGGGAAGAUUAUGAUGCUUUUGUGAACAUUUUUGAAGGCGGCUCUCUUUUAUAUUGUAACAUGUCCUUUGAGGCGCUCUUGAAUGUGAGAAAACGACUUGAAGAAAUAGGUUUCCCUUGCAAAGCUGUGAACGAUGGUUUGUGGUUGCAGAUGCUCUUAAGCCAGCGGGUGCAAGAAAUUGGUGGAGAUACGUGCAAAAAUUGCUGGCUUAGGAGUAUGGCAUGCACGUGUAGACAGCCAUUUGGAUAUUCACGUGGAGUUACUGCAAGUGGAUACUACACACAAGAGCACGACCACAGUAAUUUAUCCAACGAUGUAGGUCAUGUGUAUGUAACUAAUUCUGCCCAAGGAGAAAGAAAUGGCCCUUUUAGGCCCGUAAGGGUACAUGUCAGGGGGCCUAAUGAUGGGCUAGCUGGUAUUGGACGUGGAACUACAUUUGUGCCUGCAGCUGCUUGGCCUCCAACGCGUUACGUCUUUUCUCGUGUACCAUUUGGUAUGGGCAACCGGCACAGUCAGCAAUCUCUUGGCAAUGAUGACCCAGAGAAUAGAGGUGACAACAAUGGGGACUUUGCUGGUGAUGGCUUGACGGCUUUGGUUGGGCUCAGUCAGGGAGCAAAUAAUGCAUCUAGCAUUCUAGGGGAGCAAACGGAACGAGAGUACGAGACAGAUCAGCAAAGAAGACUGUCAGGAUCCUUGGUAAGUGGGCAAAGUACGGGUGGUAUUCCUGUGCAAAUGAUGGACUCAUCUGAGCAUGCCAUUGGAAUUGAGUGGGAGAAUGCUAAUAGUUCUAUAUCAUUAGAUCUGAAGACGCCGUUGAGUCACUUCCCUCCUUUCCGAUUUGCGGUUGAGUUUCAGGAUGUGCACAGGCUCAGUGAUGGCCAAGUUAAGCACUCUCCAGAAGUAUUUUAUGCUGGUUCCUUGUGGAAGGUUAGUGUUCACGCUUUUAGUGAUGAAGAUCCUCAAGGACGCCGUACUCUUGGUCUGUUUCUCCACAGGAGGAAGGCAGAGAUCAGUGAUCCACUUAGAAAGGCCCAUAUGUAUGUGGAUUCUCGUGAGAAGGUUACCGCUAGAUAUCAGUUGAUCUGUCCAUCGAAAAGAGAAGUAAUGGUCUUUGUUAUUCGACGAGCUUGGGGAUCUUCUCCAAGACGGGGCCUUGCGAAUAGCUGCUGUUGUGCAACUUAUUUGAUGCUUCAUGAGACGGUAUUAGGGUGA